AUGGCCAAAAUAACUGAAAGCGAACCGUGUCUUCCUGCAGUUAUAAACUUGCUGCGUUUCUCUUUCUCUGCACCUAAAUCUUUUUCAUGGUUUUGUUGUGUUCAGGUUGUAGAGGCUGAAAAGUUUGCUGCGAUGGAGAACUCUAACGGCAAUGUGUUUCAACUCAUUGUAAAGCAAGGAGAGCCGACUCUUGUUCCUCCAGCUGAGGAGACAGAGAAGGGACUCUACUUUCUCUCUAACCUUGACCAAAACAUUGCAGUGAUUGUGCGUACAAUCUACUGCUUCAAGUCAGAGGAGAAAGGAAACGAAAAUGCUGGAGAAGUGAUCAAGAAUGCCUUGAAAAAGGUUCUUGUUCAUUACUAUCCUCUUGCCGGGCGGCUAACAAUAAGCUCAGAGGGAAAGCUUAUUGUAAAUUGCACUGGAGAAGGAGCUGUGUUUGUCGAGGCUGAAGCAAACUGUGCAAUGGAAGAGAUUGGUGACAUAACAAAGCCUGACCCAGAGACUCUCGGGAAGCUGGUUUAUGACAUUCCUGAUGCGAAGAACAUACUGGAGAUUCCUCCUUUGGUGGCUCAGGUUUUAGAACUUCUCCAAAUUAUUGCUUUCCAAGUCACCAAGUUCAAAUGUGGAGGAUUUGCACUUGGAUUGUGCAUGAAUCAUUGUAUGUUUGAUGGCAUUGGUGCUAUGGAAUUUGUGAACUCGUGGGGUGAAACAGCCAGAGACUUGCCACUUCGUGUCCCUCCAUUCCUUGACAGAAGCAUACUUAAAGCCCGGAACCCACCAAAGGUUGAGUACCUCCACCAAGAAUUCGCCGAGAUAGAAGACAAGUCCAGCACAAAUGACCUCUACAAAGAUGAAAUGCUCUACAGCUCCUUCUGUUUCGAUUCUGAAAAGCUUGAAAAGAUCAAAAUGAAAGCCAUGGAAGAUGGGGUUCUCGACAAGUGCACUACCUUUGAAGGCCUCUCGGCUUUUGUAUGGAGAGCUCGAACCAAGGCACUCAAAAUGCAGCCUGAUCAACAAACAAAGCUCCUAUUUGCUGUUGAUGGAAGGCCAAAAUUUAAUCCCCCACUACCAAAAGGGUACUUUGGCAAUGGAAUUGUGUUGACCAAUUCUAUAUGCCAAGCAGGUGAACUACUAAACAAGCCACUGUCAUAUGCAGUGGGGCUAGUUCACGAUUCAAUUAAAAUGGUAACAGACAGCUACAUGAGAUCUGCUAUGGAUUAUUUUGAAGCAACAAGAGCUAGGCCUUCUCUGGCUUCAACUCUGUUGAUAACAACUUGGUCUAGGCUAUCUUUCUACACUACAGAUUUUGGAUGGGGAGAGCCAGUUCUAUCAGGGCCAGUGGCAUUGCCAGAGAAGGAAGUCAUCCUGUUCCUAUCUCAUGGCAAAGAGAGAAGAAACAUAAAUGUGCUUCUGGGUUUGCCAGCUUCAGCCAUGAAGACCUUCCAAGAACUGAUGCAGAUUUAG
This is a messenger RNA of Dovyalis caffra, 1464 nucleotides long. The record is from the annotation of a GenBank genome assembly. NCBI's taxonomy places the organism in Eukaryota, Viridiplantae, Streptophyta, Magnoliopsida, Malpighiales, Salicaceae.